AUGCAGCGCCUCGCCUCCUCCCGGAGGCUCCUCCAGGCGGCGCUCGCCCCUGCCCGUGCCAACUCCAGCCUCUCCGCGGCCGCCGCCGCCGCCGCCGCCGUCCCCAAGAUGCCGGCAUUCGGCUACACGCCGCCGCCGUACGACGGGCCUCGCGCCGACGAGAUCUUCCGGAAGCGGGCUCAGUUCCUCAGCCCGUCCCUCUUCCACUUCUACGACCGCCCUUUGAACAUAGUCGAUGGAAAGAUGCAGUACCUAUUUGAUGAGGAUGGCCGUCGUUACCUGGACGCUUUUGGUGGCAUUGCAACAGUUUGUUGUGGGCACUGCCAUCCAGAUGUGGUUGAGGCCAUAGUAAACCAGGCAAAGCGGAUCCAGCACUCCACAGUUCUGUAUCUCAAUCAUGCUAUUGCAGAUUUUGCCGAGGCAUUGGUUUCCAAAAUGCCUGGUGAUCUGAAGGUUGUUUUCUUCACAAAUUCAGGCACGGAGGCGAAUGAGCUUGCACUGAUGAUUGCACGGCUUUAUACUGGUUGUAAUGACAUUAUCUCACUUAGGAAUGGAUACCAUGGGAAUGCUGCUGGAACAAUGGGUGCUACCGCUCAAUCCAAUUGGAAAUUCAAUGUUGUUCAGCUCAUAAUGUAUCCAGACGGAGUACACCAUGCGCUUAAUCCAGACCCCUACAGAGGUGCUUUUGGUUCUGACGGGGAGAAAUAUGCCAGAGAUGUUCAGGAAAUUAUUGAAUUUGGGACUACAGGGAGAGUUGGUGGUUUCAUUUCGGAAGCCAUACAGGGUAUUGGGAAUGGCAUACCCAUAGGAGCCGUCGUGACAACACCAGAGAUUGCUCAGGUGUUGACCCGCAGAAGUUACUUCAAUACCUUCGGUGGUAACCCUGUCAGCACUGCGGGCGGGCAUGCAGUGCUCAAAGUGCUGGAGAAGGAGAAGCUCCAGGAGAAUGCGUUUGUUGUGGGCUCCUAUCUAAAGGAACAGCUUAACAAACUGAAAGAGAAGCAUGAAAUCAUCGGUGAUGUUAGGGGCAAAGGCUUCCUUCUUGGAGUUGAGCUGGUGACAGACCGUGAAAAGAAAACCCCAGCCAAAGUUGAGAUCUCACAUGUCAUGAACCAUAUGAAAGAUAUGGGAGUGUUGGUUGGGAAGGGUGGUUUCUACGGGAACGUUUUUAGGAUAACACCACCGUUGUGCUUCACCAAAGAUGACUCCGACUUCUUCAUUGAGGUGAUGGACAUUGCGCUCUCGAAGCUGUGA
This is a messenger RNA of Miscanthus lutarioriparius, 1254 nucleotides long. The record is from the annotation of a GenBank genome assembly. Lineage: Eukaryota; Viridiplantae; Streptophyta; Magnoliopsida; Poales; Poaceae.